Verticillium alfalfae VaMs.102 is the source of this 591-nucleotide messenger RNA. Its product is annotated as CGI121. Gene Ontology annotation, biological process: tRNA threonylcarbamoyladenosine modification; telomere maintenance via recombination. The record is from RefSeq and is a predicted model, not a curated record. Gene Ontology annotation, cellular component: EKC/KEOPS complex; cytosol; nucleus. The coding region runs from base 1 to 591 and encodes 196 amino acids. NCBI's taxonomy places the organism in Eukaryota, Fungi, Ascomycota, Sordariomycetes, Glomerellales, Plectosphaerellaceae. The transcript has 2 exons.
AUGCUCGACACAAUCGCCCUCGACCUCGUCCCUUCGGACCACCGGGUUCAUGUCGCUCUCUUUCGUGGAGUCCAGAACGCGGGCUUCCUGCACUCCCAACUCCUGGCGCGCAACGCCGCAUUCGAGUAUGCGUUCGUCGACGCGUCCGUCGUCGCGUCGCGCAACCAGAUUCUGGCCGCUGCAUUCAGGGCGCUGGCGGCCAAGCUGAGUGACAACCUUAGGACGCCGAACGUGCAUUCCGAGCUUGUUACAUCACUGAGUCCCUCGAAUAACAUUGCAGAUGCCUAUCGUCGCUUUGGAAUCAGCCCUGCGACCAAGGAUCUUGUCGUCGUUAAGAUCACCUAUCCGAGUGAUAGUGCCGCGACGCCUGUGUCUCGCGAUGACAUCGAGAAGCACUUGGCUGAGAAUGUGCACGGCACACCUGCGGGAUUCUCCGACGAUGAGCUUGCAGUAUCGACAGAUUGGACAAAAGUGAAGAAAUACUACAAGCUCAAUGGCCUCCCGUGGCUUGACGCCAUUAAGGAUGAGCAAGAGAGGAAGCUGCAGAUGGAUGACCUGGUGCUCGGAGCCAUGGCCCUCCGCGGGGUGUAA